This is a messenger RNA of Lactuca virosa, 1731 nucleotides long. NCBI's taxonomy places the organism in Eukaryota, Viridiplantae, Streptophyta, Magnoliopsida, Asterales, Asteraceae. The record is from the annotation of a GenBank genome assembly.
AUGCCUCGCGACGACGAUUGUUUUGAUGUUUCCAAUCUUUAUCUCAGUGUUGUAAGCCACUAUAGGGACUGGUGUUAUGCAUUUUCUUCACUCAUUGACUCAUACGCAUUCUGCAAUCAGGGAGCUGAACUCAUGGAGUCGGCGAUUGGGGGUCUACGACUCCUCACACUCAAAACGCCGGCAGAACAACGAUAUCUACUCUUCCUCCUCGAAAGGUCAGAUUUGGGAUUAGAAGUCGGAGGUUCAUGGUCAGAUUGGAAGCAUCGGAAAUUAGGAAACGAAAAUGGAAGAGGCAUCGGGUCUGAAUAUCAUUCUCUUCUUCUCCAUCAAUGUCACCAAUCGCCAUGGACGGUACCGGUAAGCUACUUUGGAGGGUAUCGCCAUGAACACGAAUCAGUCUCUGUUAGGUCAGUUACUGAUGCACGCCCACAAGAGGGGAAGAAAAUCAAGGAUGAUUUCCUUAACACUUCAGUUCAAGAUUUGGGGACUGUUUUAGACACAGCCAAGUCAAUGUCAGUCAAACGUGCAUGGUCUUCUCCUAUGGGAACAUCAGGGAAAGACAUUGCAAUGCUGUUCAUUGAAGAUGCUUUAUCAAAUCUUGAUGCACAACAUGAAUAUGCAACUAACAGAGAUAAUGAAUUAGAGAUUGCUUCUUUACAAAAAGAUGGAGGGUUAUCUUUUUCACGAGUUAAAAUAGAGGGAAUGGUGGGAAGUUAUCCUUUUGAAAACCUGAGAUCAGCUAUUGACAUUCUGUUUCUUUGUGGAAGUUCAGAUUUGGUUGUAGCAAAACAAGCAAUUCUCUUAUAUACUCUACAAAUCUCAGGAUCUGCACAACUUACAGCUGUCCAAUUACUUUGGGUGUACUUGAUCAUAGACACAUUGGGUGCACUGGCACUAGCCACCGAACCACCAAACGAUGGUCUAAUGAAACGACAACCUGUCAAAAGAACCGACAGUUUCAUCACCAAGACGAUGUGGCGGAAUAUCACUGGCCAAAGCCCAAAUUCAACCGCCAUUCUCAACACAUUUAUCUUCAACACCUUUGUCUUCUGUCAGGUGUUUAAUGAAAUAAACAGCUGUGACAUUGACAAGAUUAAUAUUUUCCGUGGGAUAUUUAGUAGUUGGAUUUUUGUGGGUGUGAUGAUAUCGACGGUUGUAUUUCAAGCCAUGCCUGCAGAAAAGAGAUGUACAAUCUUACUAGCUAUAGCUGAUGCACCGAAAGCAAAUGAGAAAAUGAUUUUACAUGAAAAUGAAGCUGAUGUGGCAACUGCACAAGAUGAUGGAUAUGAAUCAUCAUUAGUCUAUCAGUUGGCUCUUAAGCCUGGGAAGGUCUCUAGUCUUGCAAAAGCAAUUCGUGUGAUUGCAAAAAUGGAAGAGCCAAUUGGUCAAGUGUUAAAGAGAACAGAGCUGUCAAAUGGAUUCAUCUUAGAGAAAAUGUCAUCUCCUUUGGGUGUUCUACUUGUUAUCUUUAAGUCACGACCUGAGGCACUAGUUCAGGUGGCUGGUGGUUUAGCUGGCGAGACACCUCACAUGAUAAGUGCAGCUGUUAAAGGCAUAACUCCAUUGAGUUAUGAGUUUACUUAUCUUGUAUCCAAUGCUUUUAGUGUUUUUCCAUCCUCUUUUCUUCUUCUUCAAAGAACAAACAGAGAGAUAAUUAAAGCAAAUUUAGGUCUGAUAAAGGUAUUAGUUGCAAAAUCAAAAUCUAUUAUUCACGUGUAUAUAUUUUCCUAA